UCAGCUGGUCACAUGGUUUGAAGAUGGCAGACAGCACAACAUGGCAAUAACUUAAGCGUGUAUAUUUAUUUUUCUCUUGUAAAAGGAAAAUCCCACUAAAAAGCAUGCUGAAAUCUGUUUUCCUAGCAUUUGGAAUUGUGUCUGGACUUUCGACAUCGACAAUAUUUACGCCAUUAUGGUUGGAUUCAAUGAGCGACAGCUCCAAAAUGACAGUUAACAAUAGCGGGAAUUCAUCAUCAAAUGCCAUCGACAAUUACGCCGUCAUCUUCUUUGUUAGCAUCAUAAAUUUACUGCUAUCAUCUGUGAUAAUGAUAACCAUAUUACUCAUAAGGAAAUUUCUGAAAAUCUGGCAUACCAAAGUGAACUGUAGCAAAGGGAACAUGUUUUACGUUGGACUGGCAGAUGCCGUGUCAACUAUAUUUCUGGUGUAUGCAGCCAACGGGUCACGCACUGCUCCAUAUCUACAAGCCAUUGCUACUAAUUUCGCUAUACCAGUGACUUUCUUGACAAGAUUUGUCAUUCUCCACAAGAAACCAUCCCUUCGGAAAACAAUCUCAGCUAUUAUGGUGUUCUGUGCAGAACUUGUUGCACUGAUACCAGAUAUUUUUCCAAAACUAGAGAAUGACUCAUCAAAAAGUGAUGAUGGUGGAGCUUCUGGAAUAGCAGGGAUUCUAUGGCCUCUCUGCUACUUUGCUGGGUUUAUUCCACAAGCUAUUGUCAAUGUUGUGUUUGAAAAAUCGGCCAAAGACCUCACCUCAAACAACCAUCCUACAAUGGAGACAAUACAUAUGAUGUUCUGGUCCUACUUGUUUUGUUUCUUAUCGCUGUUGGCACUCUUCUGGACUGAUCUCAUUCCCGGGUUUGGUGAUGCUUCCACUAUCAAAAUGUUCUGGGAAAAACUGAGCUUUGAUUUUGAAUGUUUUCUGGGUGCUGCAGACUGCCCCUCCCUCACAAUUUUGUAUUCAGGGAUAACAAUCCUAGCCAUGUUGCUUACUCGCCUCUUUGUUGUUGUGUUCUUGCAUUUCUCAGAAGGAGCCAAUUUUCUCAUUAUCAUAAUGAGCCUCCAGACCCCUGUGGUCGUACUGUUUUGGACACUAUUUAAUGAACAUCCAUUUCACUGGAAUCCAAAUGUUCAUUUAUCCACCUGGCUCAGUAUUACAGCAAUAUGUAUCAUGCUGCCAUCUAUCUACUGUUACAACAGAAGCUCUACAGAGACCACAGACAAGAAUGAGAGGGCUGACCACCAGUCAGAGGAGGCCAGGCGACUUUUAGUUUGUUCCACGGAUAGUUAUCAGUCUAUUGACGCUCUCUCCACAGUGGUUAUUAACAGUGACACCAUGACUAGUCACCACAAUCCUCUCGGAAUCCACCGACCAUACUCUCCACAGUUCGCAAGUUCACUCAAUACAGAGGGAUCGGAUGUGGAAUGGUCAUUUUCUUGAAUUGGGAACGAUUGUAACUGGUGUCCGAACAAUAUGUCGAUCCUUACCAAGAAAGCCACAAAAAAUGAAUGAUUUCACAGUAUUUUAAAAAAAACCAUUUCUGUACUCAUUAAAUUUCAACAUUCAUUAAUUUUGUGCCAAAGUAAUAUAUAUUAUGGUGAAAAUAAAUAUUUUAUUUUA
Ostrea edulis (European flat oyster) is the source of this 1622-nucleotide messenger RNA. RefSeq lists its product as uncharacterized. NCBI's taxonomy places the organism in Eukaryota, Metazoa, Mollusca, Bivalvia, Ostreida, Ostreidae. The record is from RefSeq and is a predicted model, not a curated record. The transcript has 7 exons. The coding region runs from base 105 to 1442 and encodes 445 amino acids.